AUGCGAGCCAGACAAGAGCUGCGGCUUCCAACUCCUUCCUGCAGACUCUGCCAAGACGUGGAUCUAGAGCUACAACUGCCGGACUCCAAAAGCUAUAGAUCCACUUGGUUCAGCGCCGCCUCCUUUCCCCGGCACAAAGGCGGCCCGCUGGUCUGGUCCAGGCGCAGAGGAACACAUGAGCACUGGCCUGAAGUCACUGGGGUGGUUAUGAUGAGAAGGAGACCCCAGAGACAGAGCCCAGAGUUAGACCUUAGAUUCAGAGCCCACAGACAGAGCUCACAGACAGACCCCGCAGACAGACCCCGCAGACAGACCCCGCAGACAGACCCCGCAGACAGACCCCGCAGACAGACCCCCCCGACAGACAGACCCCGCAGACAGACCCCGCAGACAGACCCCGCAGACAGACCCCGCAGACAGACCCCGCAGACAGACCCCGCAGACAGACCCCACAGACAGACCCCACAGACAGACCCCACAGACAGAUCCCACAGACAGAUUCCACAGACAGACCCCACAGACAGACCCCACAGACAGAUCCCACAGACAGAUUCCACAGACAGAUCCCACAGACAGACCCCAGAGCUGGUGAGAGGAGAUCUUCUCUCCGUUGGCCAGUGA
Knipowitschia caucasica is the source of this 621-nucleotide messenger RNA. Lineage: Eukaryota; Metazoa; Chordata; Actinopteri; Gobiiformes; Gobiidae. The record is from the annotation of a GenBank genome assembly.